Gloeophyllum trabeum ATCC 11539 is the source of this 1300-nucleotide messenger RNA. RefSeq names its product Isocitrate/isopropylmalate dehydrogenase. The transcript has 10 exons. NCBI's taxonomy places the organism in Eukaryota, Fungi, Basidiomycota, Agaricomycetes, Gloeophyllales, Gloeophyllaceae. Gene Ontology annotation, cellular component: mitochondrion. Gene Ontology annotation, molecular function: isocitrate dehydrogenase (NAD+) activity; magnesium ion binding; NAD binding. The coding region runs from base 30 to 1151 and encodes 373 amino acids. Gene Ontology annotation, biological process: isocitrate metabolic process; tricarboxylic acid cycle. The record is from RefSeq and is a predicted model, not a curated record.
GCCAUUCUUCGUCGGGUAUUUGGGACAAAAUGAUGCAGCGAUUACCUCUGAGGUCGCUGCGAGCGCCGCCGUCAAGAGCGUUAGCGACGUCGGCCAGCCCAACGCGGCAGUCACUGAAAAUUGGGCUGAUCCCCGGAGACGGGAUCGGCGUCGAAGUGAUUCCUGCUGCAAAGGCAGCCAUUGUAGCCCUGGGCUCAGACAUCCCCAAGCCCGACUUCGUAGACCUUGAUGCUGGGUUCGAGUGCUUCACCCGGACUGGAGUUGCUUUGCCCGAGGAGACUGUUCGGGUUCUCGAGGAAGAAUGUGAUUGCGCCAUCUUCGGUGCUGUUAGCUCUCCAACUCGGAGGGUAGUUGGGUACUCGUCCCCCAUCGUCGGCCUCCGCAAAAGACUGGAUCUCUACGCUAACGUUAGGCCGGUCACGUCUGUCGCAGCAGAUCCUAACGAGAAGCCUGACGUCGAUCUCGUAGUCGUGCGGGAGAACACCGAAUGUCUCUAUGUCAAGCAAGAGGAGCUCAAGCACACAGAAAAUGGCAAGGAAGCCAGGGCUACGAGGCUCAUUACCGAGCGGGCGUCAAGACGGAUAGGUCAGAUGGCCUUUGACAUCGCACUCGGUCGCCCUCGCAAGCAUCUUACAGUUAUCCACAAAUCCAAUGUCCUCUCAGUGACAGAUGGUCUCUUCAGGGAGACCGUUCGUGAAGUGCCCACUCUGCCUGAGGUCAAUGGGAAGUACAAUGAUGUCCAGGUGGCGGAGCAGAUAGUUGACAGCGCUGUAUACCGGUUGUUCCGUGAACCUCAGAUAUACGAUGUUAUGGUCGCGCCCAACCUGUAUGGCGAUAUCCUGUCAGACGCGGCCGCCGCUCUCGUAGGCUCGCUAGGACUCGUGCCAUCCGUCAACGCAGGAGACAAAUUCAUCAUGGGCGAGCCUGUGCACGGCUCGGCUCCCGACAUCCUCGGCCUCGACAUCGCGAAUCCGCUGGCGUCCAUCCGGUCGGCUGCGCUGAUGCUGCGGUUCCUCGGAUACGUCAAGGGCGCCGACAGGAUAGACAGGGCAGUGGACGAGGUGAUCAGGGAGGGGACAGUUCUUACGCCUGAUUUGGGCGGGAAGGGGAAGACUUCGGAGGUUGUGGAGGCCGUCUUGAAGAAGAUAUGAUGUGAUCAGCUGUCUGUUAUGGAAAGUAUAAUGCACAUGGUGUAACCAGGUUAUUGACGAUCAAGGUAUUGGAUACUGAUGUGAAUCUAUAUCGGCCGUGCGAUAUACAUUGGUGCUGUGUCAGAGGCGACACUUCGCGCAGAAAUGGG